AUGGCCCCGAAAUCGCCCUGGAAACAGACUACACUCAACAUCAAUGCCCAGAAAGCUGCCGCCGCCGUCAGUGAUGCAGCCUCACCAGCUAUCAACUAUGCAGAAGUCCAGGCCGAGGAGAUCGAAGCUCUGCAGGCCAUUUUCAUGGAAGACUACGAGGAAAUAGCAGUCAAAAGUGCCUGGAGCAAGACAACUGAUCGAAGCUUCACAUUGAAAUUACGGCCCUACUCCCUGGACUUGGCGAAGCCUGAAGAUUUCGUGGUUUUGAGUGGAAAGAUCACGGCCACCUACCCAAAAUCCGUCCCUCUGCUGGAGAUUCAGGGCUUGGAAAGCUUCCAUGAACGCACGCAGAAGCGCAUUCGCAACAUCAUCGAAUUACGGCCCAAACAGCUGCUUGGUGAUGUGAUGAUCCAUACCAUCGCGAUGGAGGUUCAGGAUGCUCUCGAGGAUGCAGUAACAGCACGAGCUCAGGGAGCCCUGCCAAGCCUCGAAGAGGAGCGUGCUACAGCAGAGACAUUUGCUCUCAAUCUGGCAAGGGAAGCUGAGGAGGCAGAGGCGCGCCGUCUGCAGCAGGUUCAGGAAGAGGAAGAGCGAGUUCUCGAGCAAAUGGUGAAUUAGUCCAGCAAUUCUGGCAGACUUCAAGCUCAUCUUUCGCAGGUUCACCAGGAGAUAAAUCGACGAGACAAGCGGAGGUCUCUCAAACCCGACGCGGACAUGCUCAGUCUGAACCACGACAUGGACGUGUCAGAAACCAUAAUCUUUGAUCAAUCGGCAAAGGUGAAGGUACAAAGCGAAACGAUAUCCUUCCGCGAGGUGACUAUAACGAGCUCACUUUCAACCGGUCCGACUCGCACCUACCUUGGUAAACCCAAGACUCUGGAACCCAACGUGCCGUUAGUCGCUAUCGUACGGCGCAAGGUGGAGAAAGAUCGUAAGGACAUAAUCGAACUGGAAGCAGUACUUGAUGCGGUGCAUCGUCUACACCACACGUCGCUCGUCAACAUCCUCACUUAUCGUGUUGAGCGUAUAAACAACUGGAACUCGACACUCACGAUAUGUCGCGAAUAUGCAGGUGAGUCAGACGAGACUCUCCAGAGCCUGUGGACAAGACUAGCUACCAACCUGCUCCCCGCUGGCGCUGGAUCAGAUGUUGUCGCGCAGACACUGACGAGAUGAUAGACCGAGGCUCUUUGCACGACCUCCUCUCCUUGAGCGACCUUCACGUCAGUAAAUGUCGACAGUUUACAACCCAGCUGCUGGAAGGGCUGGAGUAUCUACACCAGAACGGAAUGCCGCACGGAGGCGUGAGCACAAAAUCAAUAUACCUAUCUAGUACCCCAACGCUUUGUCCCAAGCUGGCAGACUUUGGUUAUGCGUCCAUUAUCGGAAUCAAAGAUGAUGCUUUUCAUGUAAAAUGGAGGGCACCGGAGAUGGAUACAUCACUUUCUGGGCGUCGACAGGCCGACAUCUGGCACCUUGGCGUUGUAUUCCUACAGAUGGCCCUUGGAUUGUCGGUGACUAGCCAGUACUCUUCACCUUCCGCUCUGAUAAGCAGACUUCGCCUCUCGGAUGCUUUUGAGGAUUUGGUGAGCAAAUUCUUUGCAGACACCAAGAAGCGUCCCUCCUGCUUCGAUCUGCUCCCAACAGAGUUUCUCCGAACAGACAGCCCGGUCUUGAGUGAAGACGCGUCCAUAAAAAGACACCACGCGAGAAAGUCUAGUUCUGGCAUUGCGAGCCCACUUCAUCGGCGUUCCCGCCACAAUUCAUCGAGUAUACAUGACGCGUUGUCCUUUUCGCGGUAUGUAAAGGACUUCACCGAGCUAGGGCGGCUAGGCAAGGGUGGAUUCGGCGAGGUUGUUCAGGCUCGCAACAAGCUUGACGGCGGUGUUUACGCCGUCAAGAAGAUCAGACAAGCACCGCAACUACUAGACAAGGUACUUUCGGAGGUAAUGUUGCUGAACAAACUCAAUCAUCCAUACGUGGUGAGAUAUUUCAGCACUUGGGUGGAGGAAGACUACUCGACCUCAAUUCAAGAAGAAGCUGUUUCAACAACCGAGGAAGAAACGGUAUCGGAUAGCGAGAGUCGCAUGGAUUUCGGGUACCAGAGCACUGGAGGGUUGGACUUCGUUAGCUCCAGUGGCUAUGCUGGAAUCGAGUUCGGUGAUGAGGACAGCGAAGAAGACACAGGUCCUGAGCCGGAAGAGGAUGACUUUGAUCCAUUUGAUAGAGGGACUGAUGGUACUGCUGACAGGCCCGCUCAUGGCGCGGUUGCCAACGAGUCCAUGGGGACCUCCCAGGCUAAUAGCCUGGGACUCAAGAGAACUCAAUCCGACUCGCGUCGGUCGACUCUCUACAUCCAGAUGGAAUUGUGCGACAGACGCUCUCUCCGCGACCUGAUCCGUAAAGGAAUGGACGAAGAUGAGGCUUGGCGAUAUAUGCGUCAGAUUACAGAAGGCCUUGCCCAUAUUCACGGCCAUGGGAUCAUACAUCGGGAUCUCAAGGUAAGUAAAACCCAGUGAACAAGUCGGCAUGCUCUCUUGGCGCACUACCAAAGCCAUGUCAAUCAACAGCUAACUCAGACAGCCCGAAAACAUCUUCAUCGAUGCGACACUGAAUCCAAAGAUAGGUGAUUUCGGCUUGGCCACUACAGGAAGAUACACGGACUUGCAAGCGGGAUCACAGUCGAAGGGAUCUCCAAACGACACCAUGACCAGAAGCGUUGGCACUGCUCUGUACACUGCGCCGGAGCUUCUGUCCACGUCGCGAUCGGCCUACAAUGAGAAGGUGGACAUAUACUCUCUUGGCAUCAUGUUCUUCGAGAUGUGUCACACGUUCCGUACUGGCAUGGAGCGUGUCAACGAGCUACAGGCACUAAGGCGCAGAGAUCAUGAGCUACCGUCGGCAUUCCAGGCUCAAGCCAAUGGCGAAAAGGCAGCGCAGGGCAAGCUCAUCAACCUACUCAUAUCUCAUAAACCAAGUGAGCGUCCAACUGCCUCAGAGCUGCUACGCAGCGACAUGUUACCUCUCAGGAUCGAAGACGGCGCAAUUCGACAGGCCUUGAGUGGAUUGUCCGAUCCCAAAUCCCCGUAUCAUCAGCAACUCAUGUCUGCAUUAUUCGCACACGAUACUGCAAGUGCACAGCGUAUAAAAGCGCGCGCGUGGGAAGCCAAGGCACAUGGAAAUGCGGAAGACGUCGCUCGCACCCGUCUACGAGGAAUUGCUCACGAGUCCCUUCAAACAGUGUUCAGGAGACAUGGCGCCGAGGAAGCCAGGCGGGACAGCAUAUUUCCUCGUUCCGGCAUCUACACCAACCCCAACGUGGUGCAGCUUUUGGACGCUUCUGGAAAUCUUCUUCAGCUUCCGUAUGAUCUGACGCUUCCGCAUGCACAGCAACUCGCCCGGCAAGGAUCGAACCUACGGUGCUCUUUCGCUUUUGGGUGGGCUUAUAGGGACACCUUCAAUGGUGGCCCGCCAAGAGCAAACGAAGAAGCUGACUUCGACAUUGUCAACGUUGGGCGUGAUGACGACUUGGCUUUGGACGAUGCAGAAGCUAUCAAAGUCAUGGAUGAGAUUACUUCAGAGCUGCCUGGAUUUGCAACCUUGCAAGGCAUCUGCUAUCAGGUGAAUCAUUCUUCGCUUCUCGACGCCAUACUGGAUUUCUGCCGGGUGCCUGCGAAGCAGCAGCAUGCUGUCAAGGAGACACUGAGCAAGCUUGGAGUUCAUCAGUGGACUUGGGCGAAAUUACGACCCGAGUUACGAGAUCUCGGUCUCUCGGACACAACUUUGGAUGAUCUAUACCAAUUCAACUGGCGUGAUAGCGUGUUCGACAAAGGCGUCGGCCGUCUACGAGACCUAUUUGUUGGACUUGAGUACCCCCUAAAGGCCAGAGUCGAUGAUGCUCUUCACCAUCUCGCGCGCGUCUUCGCGACCGUCCAAAAUUUUGGCAUGCAAAGACAACUCUACAUAACACCACUCAGCUGUGUCAAUGCCAAGCUCUACAACGGCAUACUGAUACAGUGUCUUCUGGAGAAGAAGAAGAGCUCCGUUGUCCUUACUGCAGGAGGGCGCUACGAUGCCUUGAUUGAAUCCUUCCGGAACGCAGACAGCCCAAGGCAAGGAGCUGUGGGUCUCUGCAUCGGCAUUGAUGGCAUAGUAGGCCACAUGUCGAAGACGCUUACACUGCGAGCCAAGAGUACAUUCCUGAAAGAUUCUGGAGCGUCUCAUAACAAUCAACACCUACCGGGGCGCUGUGAAGUUCUUGUGGUAGCCAGCGGUACAGAGCGCCUGCGAGAUGCCGGUAUCAAAUUGAUCUCUUCACUCUGGGCCAACGACAUCAGCGCCGAGCUGGCGAGAGAAUAUGCCACAUUUCCCGAGCAAAACUACAGCUUCAUCGUGGGAAUGCGGCAUGAGACCUCGACGACAGUGAGAGUAACGAAUCAGCUGAGCGACACCGACGAAGACAUCCCGCUGCCUCAACUAGCAAGCCAUCUCCUCCAAGAACUCCGCGACCGAGCCACCAGAACAGCCCGCCAGUCCCCUCCAUUACUCCGCAACCAUUCCAGUCACCAGGAACACGACCGCCGCACCGACAACGUCCAAGUCCUCAUGGCCCGCCACGGCAGCAAGAAAUCGAACAAGUUCGGCAUCGUCCAGGCAGCCCAACAACGCUGGUCAGAAAAGCUGGAUCAGAUCAAAAACGCCCCGAUCCUCGCCAUCGAAACUCGUGACGAAGUCUUGAAUAUGAUUCAGAAUACACGAUUGAGUGAUGGGGAGAGUUGGCGGAAAGCGAUACAGGGCGUGCAGCUGAAUGAGAGGCAGUAUCUGAAAGAGGUGCAGGAUAAAUUGGAGAGCUGGAGGGCGGAAUGGAAGGAUGGGGAGGCGGGAAGGGAAGUCUGCGUUUACAAUUUCCGGACGGGCACGUGUGUGUAUUACGAUUUGGGCAUUUGA
Messenger RNA from Lecanosticta acicola, 4947 nucleotides. Lineage: Eukaryota; Fungi; Ascomycota; Dothideomycetes; Mycosphaerellales; Mycosphaerellaceae. The record is from the annotation of a GenBank genome assembly.